UGGGGCAUCGUCAUCUUCAGUGUAUAUCACGAGCUUCGCCAGAAGCAAGUCCACGCAGAACCGCGACGAGGGCGAUGUCCCAACCGACAGGUAAAGGCGCACUUGGAGGGCGUCAGGAUGAUGAGGAAGCACGCCCCGGAGGAAAGCAAGAACUGGAGACGCUGGCGAGUUUACCGCGUGAGGCCAGCGCAGCCUCGAGUCAAGGCCCGCACUCAGAGGAUGCCCCAUUGCACGGUGAAGCGCCGGCGGACGACCUUGAAACCAGAAAAAUCCCUGAUGGCAGCCAUUCUAUCCUCAACGGCAUCCUCAACGGUGGCAGCGACGAUGAAAAGGAACGGCGCGCUCCCGGAGACCAGUGCGGCGGUUCACCCGCGGACGUAACGCCGCCGUCGAAUCGCACUCGCCGUGCGCCGACGGCUUCCGAGGACUCUCCGGCCGCCGUCAGUCGCGCGAAGGCUAGCGGUCCUCUUCCGAGCAGCGAAGUUCACGUCGAACCACGGGCUCCUUGCUCGGGCGGCUCGAAAGAGCAGACAGCCGAGCAAACGAGCGUGGCGCCACCCUCGAGAGAAGAUACCACGCCGUUCCAACGGGUGAGCCAGCGCAUUCCCGACGGGACGAGGCAGGCCACCGCCGACGCUCAUCAGCGCCGCGACUGGACGCCGUUUGCUUCGGGCGACGACGUGACGCGAGCGCUUCCCACAUCCUGCCUCGCAACGGCCUCGGUGUCUCCGGAACCGAACGAAGAACCGGCGCCGCUGGAGAGCGCCGCCGAGUGCGAGUGGUGGUACACAGCGGCCGCCAGCGCCGCGUCGACGCCAGGGGUGUUGGCGCCGCAUGCUGCGCUCCAGACUCGCGAGGGCCGGUCCGGGGCUUCGCCCACCCCGGAUCGACACAAGACGUCGGCAGAGGCGUUUUCCGAAGAGCGCCUGACGUCGUCGCUACAUUCGACGCCGCCCGCGCAGACUCCUGCGGUCCCCGCAGCUCAGGUCGGCUCGAGUCUGGCCACGAUGUACUCAGCCACGACGCCUAGCACUCGCCCCGAAAAAGGAUUCGGUGUCUCGAGUGCCACCGCACCAGUUCUUCGGACACAAGCGGAACUGUCACCGUCCGCUGCCGGAAGCAAGGCGGACACGUCUAUCGUAAAUUGGUCGGACAGCAAGCACGGCCAGCAGGGGAAGUUCCACACCGCAACCGAAAGCGCCUGGACCAGGCAGAAGCUGACAGUGCGAUUUGGGACCACCACGGUGCGCGAGUUCACGCAGCUGACCCUGUCGUGGUUCUACAACCGGCCGCAGAUGUGCGGCGUCCUCUGUGGAACGUGCAUGCUCUUCGUCCCGCUGCUCACCGUGCUGAUCAUCCUGUGGACGCGCCGCAACCCGCGCACCCAGCUCGAGUACUGUACCAGCGCAGCGUGUACCGAGGCCCUGAAUUCGCUGCGCACUCUGGUGGACGACACGGUGGACCCGUGCCACGACUUUCACGCGCACGUGUGCCGCCGGUGGGACUCCGUGACCGGAGGCCGCACCGGCUACGUCGACGAGAGCGUCCAGCGCACAGCAGAGCGCGUCAAUCGCGCCCUUCUCAGCAUCGCGUCGCGUCAAACGCUGCCCCGCGAAACGCGUCUCGUGGCCCGACUCUACCAGCUCUGCUCGUCGUUUAUGGUCGAACCGGACCGAGAUGUUCAGCGCGCCGAAAUGCUGCGGCAUUUUUCCGGCUUCUACGGCGAUCUGCUCAAAAUCCGGCACUACUCGGACGUCCUGCUACACCUCGUCAACUUGUCACUCGCUCAGGGCAUUCACACGGUGUUCGGUGUGAAGCUGGUACGUACCGGCGUUGUGCCUUGUGUGAUUGUGUUUCCUGGGAAGACGUUACAGCAAAAAGCUCGUCCGUCGUCGUUGGCCCCUUUCGAUCAGUACCUAAAGACGUUCGUUGCAGACGUGGCCGAAAGCACCGGCAGUGUUCCCGGGGCUUUCGACCUGGACGACUUGAUGAAGCUGGAGAAGGGGGUCGAGCGAAUCCUGAACAACGAAAGCAACUCACACGGGCGUCGACAACUGGGCGCAGCGAUGCUGACGGCACUGCACGACGCGCUCAGCUCCGAGGACUGGCUAGCGGCCCUUAACGCUCACCUUCCAAAGAGCCAGCAGUUAACCGACGACUCUAACUUCACAGUUGACGCUUUCGCUUCUGUUCGAAAUGUUUUGCGGCUGUUCGGCAAGCAACUGCCCGACCACGGCGUGGCCUACCUGUACCUGAACGUGCUUCUGGACGGGUUCCGCUUCGACUACCUGCGCACUGUGCAUAACAAGAGCGGCAUGGACAUCCUACAUGCCUGCUUGCAGGCGAGCGCGGAAGCUGUCUGGUACACGAGGGACGUCGUCGCCGACCUCAUCUACGGCGGUCCCGAUGGCGGCGGCGCGGUAACCGCCGACCUUUUCGGCCGGCUCCGCGAGGCCAUUUCGCCCGCCAGUGGAUCUUUUCGCUGGAUGGGGAACGCCAUGCAACGCCGCGUCGAACGAACGCUGUCUACCAUCUCACUGCGCAUGCACGACUGGAGCGAUUCGAAUGCUACGUUUGCAACCACGAGCGACCUUGGCGACACUCUUCUGGCCGGAAUGACACCCACGGUGUUCCCGGCGAUGUACAUGCGCUUGCGAAAGGAGCAGCAGCAGGGGUUUCUUUCUAACAGUGACGCGAAACGCGCGGCCGACGGUGAUCUGCACUUCUUCGCGAACGGCGCGGAGUUCGAUGCCGAGGCCAAUGUCCUGAUCGUGCCCGCAUCGCUCCGCGUAGAGCCACUGCUGUACCCGGAGGACGUUCCGCCCGAGUUCACAGCGGGGACCCUCGGCGUCCUGAUGGCCAAGGAAGUGCAUCGUGCGGUCGUUUUGGAUAACACCGCCGACGACUGGAGCAACCAAGAACGCAGAGCGAUGGCGAGGUUCGAGCAGUGCGCCCGGGUCCUCGCCUCGACGUUGAACGUGUCGCUGGCGGUGCGAGACGUAAGCGCGCAGGGCGGGGAGCCUUCGCCCUAUGUUUUGUGGAUGAUGGCCGCCACAACGGCUCUCGAGGCGCUUAGGCUCGCGUCACGGAGCUUUCGAGGAGCCUCGAACGUGGCCCAUCACUGGAAGCCGGCGCAGCGGACGUUCUUCAGGCGCCUCUGCCUUCUGACGUGCGGGGCCCCUGAAGCACCGGAGGAUGCCGCGGAAGAAGCGCUGUCGUCCAGGCUUCUCUGUCUCCUGCCUACUGCGAACAUGCCGCAGUUCGCAGAGGCUUUCGAUUGCACCGCAAACUACGAGGAGGCAUUUUGCGUCUUUGAGUGACGUUGCCGUGCGGAGAAUUCCGUUUGAGCUUUAUUCGCACGCAAGUCUUCUUUCUUCGAUGUUUUUUUUUUGUGUGUCUAAUGUUUUCCAGCAAUGGCUGACUGUUAUAAUGGCUUGGGCAAAUAAUUUAUCCAAUAAUCAAUAUUAUUCGUCGUGAA
Molecule: messenger RNA, 3478 nt
Organism: Dermacentor albipictus
Lineage: Eukaryota; Metazoa; Arthropoda; Arachnida; Ixodida; Ixodidae
Biological process (GO): protein processing
Cellular component (GO): plasma membrane
Molecular function (GO): metalloendopeptidase activity
Source: RefSeq, a predicted model, not a curated record